AUGUCGGCCCCUUCUAUCGCCAACUACAUUGCCAAGCGCCCUUUCCUGAGGCGCUGGAUGCAGCCCAUUGCCAACUGGUAUGUCGACGCUGCUGGCUACAGGAAACUCGGUCUCAGAUUCGAUGACCUGGUUCCCGAGGAGAACUUGACCGUUCAGACUGCUCUCAAGCGUCUUCCCCCUAAGGAGGCCUACGACCGUGUCUUCCGUAUCCGCAGAGCUUUCCAGUGCUCUAUUUCGCACACCCUUCUCCCCGUCGAGGAGCACACCAAGCCCAGCGAGGAUGUCGAGUACCUGAGCCCCAUCAUCCGCGAGAUCGAGAAGGAGAACAAGGAACGUGAGGACCUCGACAACCUUGCCGUCAAGCGGUAA
Aspergillus puulaauensis is the source of this 369-nucleotide messenger RNA. It is a transcript of the gene QCR7, whose product is annotated as ubiquinol--cytochrome-c reductase subunit 7. Bases 1 to 369 code for a protein of 122 amino acids. The transcript has 4 exons. Gene Ontology annotation, biological process: mitochondrial electron transport, ubiquinol to cytochrome c. Lineage: Eukaryota; Fungi; Ascomycota; Eurotiomycetes; Eurotiales; Aspergillaceae. The record is from RefSeq and is a predicted model, not a curated record.